Acipenser ruthenus (sterlet) is the source of this 5560-nucleotide messenger RNA. Its product is annotated as protein FAM163B-like. The transcript is spliced from 4 exons. The coding region runs from base 412 to 891 and encodes 159 amino acids. The record is from RefSeq and is a predicted model, not a curated record. NCBI's taxonomy places the organism in Eukaryota, Metazoa, Chordata, Actinopteri, Acipenseriformes, Acipenseridae.
ACUAUGAUUUGAUUUUUAGGUUGGUUGUGGCAGUCAUCGUUAUUUUUGACAUUUCUAACACAACACUCUACAUGCUUUAGGAGAAAACAAAUGGCAAGCAGUAGCAGCAGCAACAUCAGCAGCAGUCGCGUCAAGGGUUUGCAGCGAGGAUGCUCUCAGUUAUCAGCAAGUAACAAUCAGGCCAGGGUCUGUGUAUUCUCCUCUGCUUCGGGAGCCCAAAUGGACAGCAGCCUGCAUGCAUCUCCUUCGGCUCGAAAUGUAAUAAAUCAACGCUAGGUGCUGCUGCCAUUUGGGGAUCACGUGUCGGGUUCAUUGAUGCUCAGUGCUGGGUGCUCGAGAGAGAGGACCACCGCGGAUGAGAUCAGAGACAAUUCUAAUGUUUAUGAAGGCUGUUAAUGGAGAAGAGGUCGAAUGACAGCCGGGACGGUGGUUAUCACAGGCGGAAUUUUAGCAACAGUCAUCCUACUGUGUAUCAUAGCAGUGCUGUGUUACUGUAGGCUACAGUAUUACUGCUGUAAGAAGAAGGAGGAGUCGGAGGAGGAUGAGGAGGAGCCAGACUUUGCCAUGCACUCCCAUCUCCCGCCUGUCCACUGCAACCAUAAUGUAGUGGCAGCCGCCAAUGGGCCAGCUAUCUUCACCCCUCCCCUGGCCAGGAAACUCACCCGCUCCCAGACUUACUGCCCCAACUGCACGCACUCCGAGUUGCCCUUCUACCUGCAGCACCCUGAGGAACUGCGCAACGGCGGCGACCGCGUCAGCUACAGGACUGUCCAACAGGAGGACCUGGACUUGCCUAUGGACCUAGCCAGCUUCCGCAAGCUCAAUCUGACCCGUUCUGUCACAAUGAAGGAGGUCUUCACUCACAGCAGGAGCAUCAGCACCGAUGUGUAGCUGGGAAGACCAUGGACUCUGGCACAGGGGACUAUUUCCACAUACAGACACACACCCACACUCACACACACACAGAGACACACCUAUGUGCACACACUAACCAGCUUUUGAAUUUUGUAUGACUAUUUUCCAGAGUUCCAACGAGUUCAAUUGAAACCUGUAACUGUCCAAGGAAAAGUUGGCUUCUUCUUGUUCUUGCAGGACAAGGAUUUUUCUCUGUGUCUCCGAGAGAGAGAGAAAUUCCUCCAGGGCUCCCCCAGUCAUCCAUUUUGAAUCUUUCACCUCCUAAACACUUUUCUGGCCUCCUCUUGUCUUUUCCUUUGCUGCUAAAAUAGUCUCAGGAGAUAAAAGGAGAACAAGGGUUUGCUAAUAGAAAUCUGAUUCUCAGAUUGAAAUGUUUCAGCUAGUGUGAGCUUCACCUCUGGAGUCCCCUCAAUAUGUCCACCUAAAACUGUCUUAUUUCAUAGAACAUAGUUCACUAAUGAAAGCAGUUAUUCAUUUGUACAAAACAUUCAGUGGAAAUGGGAUAUUGAUGCCAUUUUGCUUUUUUGUGGAUCGAUAAUUGUGUCAAACAUGGUUGGAGGUUAAGGGGUUAAAUUCUCAUCUAAGUCCUCACCCUUUCUUCUAUCGGCACAUUCUUGAUCUUCCUUGUCACUCCUGCAUGUCUUUUCUUUCCCUUGCAUAUUCCUCAGCAUCAAAUAGGAGCGAAGAGCCUUCUUCUCUGGGCACUAAACAGUGAAUGAAGCCAAUGAAUAUAUUUGCUGUUAUCACUAUUGAGAGAAUCUUAUAAGGGAUGGCUGUGCUACACUCCAUCAGGCAUUACUAUUGUAUGGGUUUUUUUAAGACUUGGGGUAGUGCAUUUAAUGUUUUGUUUCUUUUUAUAAGGAAAAAAACGAAAGUGCAGAUUUUAAUCUUGUGCAUUGUUUUAUAUGGAUUAUGGAACUAGUGAACUUGUAUAUCAAUUUUUGGCUUCUCUGUGAAAAGGACUGGAGUGGUUCCGAUUUGAAGGCAAUGUCAUCAACAUACGAGAUGAUGUCAUUGUGUACAGCCACUGUUUUCUACUUAGUGUUUGAAUAGCAGUUGCUAUUACACAGCAAAGAGGCUGGUACUGGAGCUGAUUCAUUAUUUUCUGUUUUCUUUCAAAUGCAACUGUUGCAUUUGCUUUAGCAGACCACACAGUGAUAUUAUAAUGCAGGUUCCUUUUAAUGUCAGUAAAUCAUAGGGAGAAAGUAUAUACAUUUGUCUUUUCUUUCUUUUUAUUUCUUCGGUUUUCUUGGAUGUUUCUUUGUAUUGAUGUUCGUGUUCUUGGACAGUUCAAAGCCUUUUCUUUUAUGUAUCUCGCCAUUUCAUGCUAUCAGUAAAUGCAGAAAUGUUACUGAAAAGGUUGGAAUUUAGAAGAGUAAAUGAACACAAUGUUGAUAAUAAAAUGCAGUGAAAAUCAAAUGUGGAUCAAAGGGUAGAUGUUCUUUUACAGAAUGUUUCAUCCCAGCAGCAUGUUGUGUGCAUUUCCAGAACCCUGCUGGCUGGUCUUCAUAAUGUAAGUGAUGUUCUCAGCUUUGAAAAACAUGGGAAUUUGAUGGGAUGCAAUGUGGAUUGUAAUGCUCCUGGGCUACGUACAAUGUGACAGUGUUUACCACAGUGUGGUAAGUGACCAGGAAUAAUCCCAGGGUUUAAAGGAAGUUGAAGGAACUGAAUUUAUUUACCCUAGAACAAAAAAUAAUAAGGGGGGACAUGAUUGAAAGGAGUUGACAAAGGUAACCCUAACCAAUACUUUUAAUCACAACACAGAAACCAGGACCAAAAGACACAGUUGGAAAUUAAAUGGAGACCGACUAUGGACAGAGGGUAGGAGGCUAUGGAAUAGGUUACAUAACCAUGUUGUUGAUGCUGAAUCAUUGAGAUCCUAAGACUUGACAAAAGUUGGAGAUCAAUCAACUACAAGGAGCCAGACGAGCAUUGAUGGACCAAAUGGCCUCCACGCGUCAAUACAUUUUCUGAUGGUCUUAUGUCCUCCUGAUCUGCAAGCAGUCGACUAGGGUCCCACAGGGUCUCAUAAAUGUUGGUCUUAACCAGUUACAAAUGUAUAGCCCCUAACCAUAGCCGAAUCCUAUAUAGGUGUAAUUUGAAUUAUCUAAGAUAAGUUUCUCCCCUCACAGGGGGAAAAUGCAAUAUAAAAACAGCACAUGCAUUAUUUCCCUAGGCUAUUGAGACAUAGGCAGUUUAGAAACUCCAAAUUCUCUCCUCAUUGUAAUGAGAAUGUGACAUAGCAUAGACAUACCACGUGCAUUCCUCAUGCUAUAGGAAGUGUGCGGCCAAACCAUGCUACACUUUCUUGCGCUAAAAAGAUGUGCAAAUUGAAGCUAUUUUUUGUUGGCAUGGAAACCUUUCCGAAAGCCAUACCUUAUGCUAACAAGACUUCAGUGAAGAUCCCGUUUGUGACAUAACCUUGAGCAACUUUCAGCUAAAGUAGCCCUGGCAAGCUAUUUGACCAAAUGUCAAAAAAUAAGCAUACAGUACGAGGAGUUUAGAGACCUCUUCAUUCCGUAUUUCUUUUUUAUGUGACACUGUUUAUAUUUACACAGUAAAAUCAUGGAAUUGAGGUCCCUACAUUAUCAUCAUAGCUUAUUGCCAUUUGACUCAGAAAAUGAUAGUGCUUUAUAGUUUAGUUGUUUUAUAAGCAAGGUUAUAAAAAAAAUACUGAAAUGCAGCCCUUCGCAAUAAAUAAAUAACAAAGCCCUAUGCAAAGCACCAAAAUAUUUUUUUUCAUUGUUAUCUUCGUGUUUGGUCAUUGGAUAGCUAAUUGCUUUAAAGGGUACAUCAGCACUACAUGAAAUAUACAACAUAAACUAUCCCACCUUGCUGUUCCGAAUUUAUUUGGUCAUUGUAUAAUAAUCCGUAUGCGCCCAAACAUCUGCAUAAUGCCACACUGCUAUGUCGAAUCACUGUUCUCGAGCAUCUCUUCUGAGCCAAAAAACAUGACUUCCACAUGUACCCUCACAUGUGCUCUGAAACGUACUGGUGCGUGCCCAAUGAAGCGUUGUAUAAGCUAUAUUAACUCUGUGUGGAAACACUAGUCUGUGUGACAAACAUGGUCUGUCUAAUUUUCCAUAAGGAAGGAACUUGUACCUGCUUUUGUUUUUCACACUGUACAUGUUUCCUUCACAUGUUGUAUUUUGAUGUAUUAUUAUGAUUAAUGUUGCAUUCAAUUUAAAAAAAAAAAAAAAAAAGUCUGUGCUGUGUAAGUGGUUGCGGGAAAAAGAAAACCCAAGACAGUUGUUCUCUUUUCCAACUAAUGAACGGACCUACCCACAAUUAUAGCAGCACUGUGUUAUUUCUAUAUACGUCCCCAAAGUCUUAGAUUAUUAUUAUUUAUUUCUUAGCAGAUGCCCUUAUCCAGGGCGACUUACAAUUGUUACAAGAUAUCACAUUAUGUUUUACACAUUAUAUUUAUAUACAGUUACCCAUUUAUACAGUUGGGUUUUUACUGGAGCAAUCUAGGUAAAGCACCUUGCUCAGGGCUACAGCAGCAGUGUCCCCCACCUAGGAUUGAACCCACCACCCUCCGGUCAAGAGUCCAGAGGCCAGAGCCCUAACCACUCCUCCACACAGCUGCCCUUAGCUAUAGCUCCAGCUGAUUCGGAGUGUUUGCAGAAUGGAUACGUAUCACAUAAACUAGCUAAUGAGAUUUGGAAAUGAUGUAUUUACUUGCAGAAUGAGAUCUUUGAGGAUGAUCCGAUAAAUAUUGCAUUUUUUCAUCCUUCGUAUUUGGUUUUCAUUUGCAUUUCCUGACACAACACAUGCACAAUCAUCUACACACCAUUGAGUGGGAAAGUCAAAUUCACCCACAAAUUCCAUCUCCCUAUCAGUUUUUGAACAAUAUGAUGUUGGAAAUAUUGUCUGGCAUUAUUUCGGACAUUCCCUGUGUAUAGUCACACUGUGUUGCUGAAGAAAACUGGAAUUUAAACUGUUAAUGACAUAACUUCAAUAUGGCAGUGGAACGGUAUGUCUUUCUAUCUUAAUCAUAAAUAUUUGACAGAAAAUGGUGAUGCUUUAGUUGGUAAACUUACAUGGAACGCAUUGAUGGAAAUGUCCAGGGUGAUUUUUGACGCGUCUGUUCUGUCAAUUUUCUUUUUUUUUAUGAUUUCAAGGUGAAUAAACCCAGCUUGUUUCGUGCUGAUGUCAUGUUCAUACCUUCUGUAGAUACUAUUUCUGUCAGCACAGCGUUUGCCCAAACGUUCACAAAGUACCAGCUAACUUGGGAAAAUGUGGCUUCGACUUGCAUUCUGCUUCGUCAUACAUGCCAGGGACAUUAAACCCAAUCAGAAACCAGAACUGCUCCGCAUCAUAUUCCACAUGUAAAGUGUAGAUACUGAGAUUUUUCCCCCCGAUUUUUACUGAUGUUUCAAUUAAAAACUAUUUUUUACUGAUUUUAUCCUCCUUUUAAUAUAAAAUAAACUCCGAAAAAUUCCUGGACAAUUUUUUUAAAUAUAAAAACCGAAAACACGGAACACUUAUUAUAUGACACAUGUAAUCUCUCUGCCAUUCAUUUACAUUGGGAUCCUACAAUAAUACAGUUUGGAUAACCACACAUCAUAAGGGUCUAUAGUGACAACGGUCUGCCACAGAGUCAGAUGACGACAAUUCAAACUUGCAUUGAAAGCAACAUAAA